Messenger RNA from Pieris napi, 1755 nucleotides. It is a transcript of the gene Kal1, whose product is annotated as anosmin-1. Gene Ontology annotation, biological process: neuron differentiation. The record is from RefSeq and is a predicted model, not a curated record. The transcript has 10 exons. Bases 150 to 1547 code for a protein of 465 amino acids. Gene Ontology annotation, cellular component: cell surface; extracellular region. Gene Ontology annotation, molecular function: protein binding; peptidase inhibitor activity. Lineage: Eukaryota; Metazoa; Arthropoda; Insecta; Lepidoptera; Pieridae.
CGCGCAACUCAGUGUUGCCGCGCAUUUCAAACGGUGCAAACGCAUUGUCCUUCGCGACUCGGGUCGAUGACACUCGAUAUGCGAGCUUUCAUUGAUAUUUUUAAUUGAUGAGUGAAUGUUAUGAGUUAUAAAUUCAUUAUAUAUUCAGAAUGAAAUCGAUUAUUUUGAUAUGUAUCGCGAUUAGUUUGGUACCGGUUGCGCUAGGAAAAGGCGGGCGAUAUUCCAGACUGCAAACGGAUCCGCUAUCUAAGACAAGAUGUGACUUAAUAUGUCUUGAUGCAAGCAAGGAAACGAAGACAAAGUGUCGAUCAGAAUGCCGGGCACGAGAACUGAAACCCGGGACCUGCCCCAAGUCAGACAGCCCAAGGUGGCAGGCUGCAUGCGUGGAGGCAUGUAACCAGGACUCUCAAUGUGAUGGUACCCAGCGAUGCUGCAAGUUGGGCUGCAGCUCAUCUUGUAAUGAACCGGUUGACUUGCAUACAAUACCAGGUCUUCCUGCACUCCCAACAAUGGAAGAAGCGAAAGAAAGACGACGCUCUAUUCUAGUGAAAUGGUCAGAUGGUGUUGGUGACUCUGCUAGAGCGGUCCCGGGUAGAGUUCUCUACCUUCUAGAAGAACAGCAUCACUUAGGGCCGAAGUAUGAAGAAGCCAGGCUGGGCGACUGGAACUUGAUUGCGAGAACUAAUAAAACAAAGGUAUCACUAAAAAAUCUAUUGAAACCGGGUCGCUGGUAUCGGUUUCGAGUGGCUGCAGUCAGUGCUUCUGGAACCAGAGGGUUUUCGGAGCCAAGCGCGUCCUUUACACCACGAAAGGGACCAAGACCACCGCCUCCUCCGAAAAAAUUAAAAGUACGACCCGUUCGAUCCCAAAAUGGCACAGUCACGGUAAAGUUGGAAUGGAAGGAACCUCGUUCAGAUUUACCGGUGAUGAAAUAUAAAGUGUUCUGGAGUCGACGGGUGCGAGGCUUGGGUGGCGAGCUGGAUUCAGUGCUUGUUAAUCAUCAGACUGUACCAAAGGAACAAAAUUAUGUAGAAAUAAAUGAUCUACAGCCCAACUCGUUGUACUUUUUCCAAGUUCAAACAAUAAGCUUAUUUGGAUUGGGAAAACUCCGCAGUGAAAAGGCUGUUAUUUUCUAUAACACUACUAGUGGCGCAGGUGAAAGACCACCGGAGUCACUACAAAAACGAAAAGACAAUAAGAAAAUUACAGGUGUGAGAUUAAACAGGUUUCUAUGGGAAGACCAUAGAGUAAAAGCGAGAAUUGCAUGGCAACCCGUAGGCGCAGCAAAGGAUAAACAACCGAAAAGAUUUUAUGUACAUUGGAGGACAUUCAAGUGCCACCAUCCAAUAAAGGAAGUUAAAAAUCUUUCGGCGAUCACUGCGCAAACAUCGUUCGAGUUGUACGAAUUGGAUUAUCACUGCAGCUACAAAGUGAAUGUCAACGCUUCGGGGGACACACUCACACCGGAUUCAGAAUAUAUUCUUACAGUACCAAGUUGUGAAUAUUUUCAACGAAAAAUUAAUGCAACCAUUCAUUGUAAAACUUGAUGAAACUUAAUAAUUUAGUUUAAUUACUCAAUGUAUUGUUACUUUGUUAAGUACACUUCGAAGCACCGUGUUAUUUGCGUAGAUUUUUUUAAUUUAAUGAAUGAUAAAUCUACAUAAUAACCUGUUAGCUAUACAGCAGACUCCUUAGUAUUAAAUUCGACAUUAUUAUAAUUUAUUUAUCAUUUAAAUAAAACUCUAUAAAAAUCAA